CACAUUUAUACAUCCGGCGAAAUAUCUCCCAUUUUUCUAUCUGUGGUUCAAGCCUUGUUCAAAUUAUCAACACCAACAUUACAGUAGAUGACAAUUUAUGAAAUAUAUUCUUAGUUUACGUUAUAGCUAACAUAAUCGAAAUGGAAAUGUGAAUACUGAUUUGAUAUUUGCACAAAUUCGUCUUGUUCCAAGCGUUUGGCAAGGAUGCAGGAUCUUCAAGACCUUGACAAUGAAACAUCUUGGCUUGUCAAAGAGCUGGAGUCAAAUAUUGCUCAAGAAGCAGACUUUUUACCGAGGGAAACUGGCCUCAAUAUAAUGGAGUCUGCAGCAGAGAAUCACAAUGGAGUCUCUGCAAAAUGCAGAAAUGCCAAAGUUGAAGACCUGUGGAGCCUGACCAGCUUCUUUGGUUUCAGCACCAAGACAUUUGUCCUAGCUGUCAAUCUACUGGAUAGGUUCCUAGCCAUUAUGAAGGUCCAACCUAAGCACCUGCCCUGCAUUGGAGUCUCCUGUCUCCAUAUUGCUGCCAAAAUGGUUGAGGACGAGUGCAACAUCUCACCCACCCAUGAACUCAUUCGCAUCAGCCAAAGCAAGUUCACCGUUUCUGACCUCAGCCGCAUGGAGAAGAUAAUCUCUGAAAAACUCAACUUGGAGUUCAAAGCCAUCACAGCCUUAACCUUUUUACACUUAUACCAUGCUGUCAUCGUAUCACUUACGUCAGAAAGGGGGGAGAUCCCAAGCAUUGGGAGACUGGAAGCCCAGCUAAAAGCCUGCUUAUGCCAGCUUGUUUUCUCUAAAGCAAAGCCAUCGGUGCUGGCACUGUCUGUUAUUACUCAGGAAUUUGAUGCCCUCCAGUCUCUUGCCAUGUUGGAAAUUGUCCAAGAACUCCAAAGGCACCUAAAGAUUGUUGACAGUGAGUUACUCUACUGGAGGGGACUUGUGGCCAAAUGCAUGACUGAGUACAGCUCAAGUGAAUGUAACAAACCAGACAACAAAAAACUGGUGUGGAUUGUGUCCAGACGAACCGCCCAAAAUUUGCACGCAAAUCACUUCAGUGUCCCUGAACUGCCGACUAUUCCAGAGGGGAGCUGGGAUGAAAGUGAGAGUGAGGAUUCCUGUGAGGACAUGAGCUGUGAAGAGGACAGCCUGUGCGGCUCUCCUGGCAGCGACGCAGAGGGAGCCUUCUUCCCCUCAGAGUUUCGCAACCAGGGCAGAAAAUGAUACUCCUCUCCUUUUGAUGAGCUCAAAUUCUUGAUUGAGAUUAAAUGUGUAACCAGGGUGCUAACUGUAACUUUUCCCUAAAUGUAACUUUCGUUGUCGUUCGUAAAACAUGUCUGUUAAUUACUAUACUGUAUGUGUGACAGACGGGUAUCUAACUCGGGUUGCCUGCGCGCCUUGUUAGACCUCUGAGCUAAAGCCUAGGUGUGGAAGCUAACAAAUCUUCCGGUCCAAAGUAAGUUUACUGAUCACGGGAGCGAGCGUAUUCAACAAACCAGCUCUGCUACAUAUGUAUGUAUUCUGGAAAUACUGAAGGACAGGCCCUACCAAGUGCCUGUGUUAAUCCAUGUGCAGUUUCUAAACUUUUGUUAUGAUUUUAGAUAAGAUCUUAGUGGAAUUUAAAUUGCAAUAUCUUGGCAGCUGACUGGCAAUAAGAUCUUUGAAUGCCUUUUUAAAUAUGCUCCUGGUGUCAAUCUAUGUCAAAACUUGACACAUUCCAGUUGAUGUUAAAGGGAUAGUUAACCCAAAUUACAAAAUGACACAUUAGUUUCCUUACCCGUGUAAUAAGCAGUCUUAUGCAUAAGGUAUGACAGCAAUCCAUACUUGGGUUUAGUUUCCCUGGCACUGUUUCCACAUGUUAACGUUUUAGCAUUUGUGGCACAAAUCCCAUUCAAGUAAUGGGAUUGAUAUUAGCAGUUUUCACGCAAGUAUUCCAAAUCAUCCAAAAGUAUCUAAAAUUGAUUGUGAAGCUCAACAAAGUCACUUCUAGAUGUUUUGAACAUUAUGCACAAAAAAUGCAAUAUUAGAUUUGUUGCACAAAUGCUAAAACGUUAGCAUGUGGAAACACUGCAAGGGAUGCUAAACCAAAGCAUGGAUUGCUGUCAUACCUUGUCCAUAGACAGGGUAAGGAAACCAAUACAGUAUGUAAUUUGGGUGUACUAUCUCUUCAAGCACAAUGGUGAAAUUAUUUUCUUCCUAGGAUGUCAGACCCACACACUGACUGUUCAAUCAAUGGGAAAUACCCAACAUUAGUACAUUGUGCAAGUUUUACCAGUUUUAUAGAAUAGUAUUAAUGUAAUAGUUGCCUAUACACCACGUUAUUGUAAUGUAUUAGUGAGAUUAUAUGCAGGAUGAUCCUGUAUUCUAUUAAUGGUGACUUGUAUGGAAGUAUGUCAAUGGGAUUGUGUUAGAGAAUGGUGAUUGUUGAUUCAGUACACGUGCAAAAUAUUUACAUUAAAAAAAUGAGUAACAAAUGUACAU
This is a messenger RNA of Coregonus clupeaformis (lake whitefish), 2475 nucleotides long. RefSeq names its product cyclin-G2. Gene Ontology annotation, cellular component: cyclin-dependent protein kinase holoenzyme complex; nucleus; cytoplasm. Gene Ontology annotation, biological process: mitotic cell cycle phase transition; regulation of cyclin-dependent protein serine/threonine kinase activity. The record is from RefSeq and is a predicted model, not a curated record. The coding region runs from base 205 to 1218 and encodes 337 amino acids. The transcript has 8 exons. Gene Ontology annotation, molecular function: cyclin-dependent protein serine/threonine kinase regulator activity. NCBI's taxonomy places the organism in Eukaryota, Metazoa, Chordata, Actinopteri, Salmoniformes, Salmonidae.